Cucurbitaria berberidis CBS 394.84 is the source of this 3088-nucleotide messenger RNA. RefSeq lists its product as uncharacterized. Bases 218 to 3022 code for a protein of 934 amino acids. Lineage: Eukaryota; Fungi; Ascomycota; Dothideomycetes; Pleosporales; Cucurbitariaceae. The record is from RefSeq and is a predicted model, not a curated record. The transcript is spliced from 2 exons.
UUCAUGUGAAAAUAACAAAGACGUAAGCCUUGGCCAGUACAAGUAGUCUGAGACACCGGGACCACGGCUGUGCAUUCUAGAGUCCGCAACAAUAGCAUUGCGACACCACGUUGAUUUUCAGUUGGUACUCGUAUGCGAUCGUAUCUCUUGAGACUGAUUCGCUUUCGACCAUCACGCUUUAGCUUUUACACAAGACUCCCCGCAACAAACAACAAAUAUGCCAAAAGGUAAACCGAAAAAACGCAAUCCUAAUAUGUACCACGGCUCCACGAUACCACAACCGCGCAGCAUGGCUCCCCAAGCUGUUGCACACAAGCGCGGCGGCACGCACCGUGUCAAAGAUAGUGAUCGAACAGACUCCAUAUAUGACAACUAUAACUACAAGGAACUCCUUGACGCGACCAAGGAGCGGGCCCUGUAUCGCAAAGACAUGAAGAAGGUUGAAAUGGCAAAGGCGCUGAAAGAUGACGACACUGAGAGGCGAAGGGCCGAGCGCCACGCAAUCGUUGAGCGGGAAAAAAAGCAACAAGAAGAGAAGAAGGCCCAGCAGAAACGAGAUGCUGAGCGCCAGGCAGCAAGCAAAGCGUAUCACGAACGCAGGAUUAAGAGAGAAGAGAGAAGAGCACGCUGCGAGAUGGUCAGUGAUGAUAGUUUGAGUGACGCCGAACCGGGAGAAGAGCAUGCAGGAUUAGAUGUCGUAAAUGAGUAUACGUCCGAAAAGAUUGGUUACGUGGUCAGCGACGAAUCUUGGGAUAGCACAUCCUCCGAAUCAACCGUCAGAUCCGUGAACCAGCCUAUCAUCCCUGACUGCAAGCUUCGCCUCUUCGAGUGGCCGUACUCACACAUGCCGGUAACGAAUCCACUUCCCAUGCUGCCAACCUCUCCAGAUCGACAUAGACAAAAUGUCCUCCUAGAACGCCUACCGUGGACGGUUCCCUAUGCGCCACUAAAGGUUAUUACGACCGAGACUAAGCAGAAAUUAUUUCUCCCUGGUCAGAAGUAUCCUGCGGGCGUCAACCCUGACUACGUCCCCGUACUGUCUCUGCAGACGAGAAGUGCGGCCCGCAACGGCAUAUUGGAGGGCGUUCUGCGCAAAGCAACCAUUGAAAAAGCUGCUCAUUGGGCCGAGCGCACGCAAGUUCAAGGGUGGAAUGCGCGAAUGUACUUCAAUCUCCCCGCGCGGAACGAGUUUAAGGACCUCGCGGAGACAUACGUCAAAUGGAACUUGGAGAAUCGAAAGUUGCUCAGGGUCAAGGGGCGCGGUGAUGGCGUACCGGCUGAUCGAGAAAGGCGCCAUGCACAAAGGUACAUAAACAAAGAGAAGAAAACGAUGGAAGUGUAUGAGGCCUCCCAAUAUCGCCCACUAGCUGUGUGUUAUAUUCCCUCGUACCUGGACUUCGACUCUAAUCCACGAAGAGGAGAUCAUAAACACCCCGGGAAAUACUGCUCCUUGGAGAAUUUGUUUUUCAUUCGUUUCCCGGGCUGUGAUUUACCCCACUACUAUUUCUGGACACGAGUGGGAGAGUGGGAGGAUCCGACAGUACCCAAUGCGGGGUGGGAUCGUACGAAGGUACAAGAAAAGCCAUUCGUUGAAGUAUCCACGUCUGAAGAUUCAGAUACCCAAAAGAACACACGACGACCUGCCCGGAAACAACCAUACAACCCUUGGAAGGCUCCCUUUAAACGCUGGAUCAGAGUGAAGAAGCCAGAUGCUAUACAGGGUAGCUCCGUUACAUCGGAGCAAACUAAAUUCGCCACUACGUUGACAAAAGUCGAGCAUGAGCUCUACUCCCACGGCCUCGCAGCAACACUAGGCAAAUACAGGACAAAAUGGGCUGCGAAUAGAAAAUUACACACCUGGAAAAUCUUCGCUCACGCUUUACCGGGGUUAUACCCGAGCGGUCAGAUUCCAGAUGCGCCUCCUGUGGAAACACAUGCUGGAACCAACGUGGCCAUCAAACUGGCUAUGAUUGAUUCCUUGGGCGAAGAUGGCAAGACGCCAUUAAGUCCACUGAAGGGUCAUGAACCGUGGACACGGGACGAUGAUAAGUUCUGGGACGUUGUGGAAGUUGAUGUGGAGGAGACAGAGAUGAUGGCAGAAGAAGACAUACCGGAAGAGCUCGAGUGCUCUGAAGACGCUCUGUAUCGCCGAUUUAGUAUUACAUCUCACGAGAGCCAUGAGCAGAUGGCCAAUUGGCUGCACCAAAUCAGUCCUUCGUAUGUCCCGCCGACGCCGACGAGCCUUCCUACGACACCAUCAGCAGAAGACGUGAACUUUAAAGAGAGGCAUGAAUGGGAAGAUAGAUUCCUUAGGCUUCCUGACAACGAUACGAGUGCUACAUGCCCAUUCUGCUGUAUAGCGUGGGAAACCAUGAGUUCUGAGGCGAAAGCAGACCACAUGUUGUCCCAUUCUGACAAGACGGACGUUCGUGCUCGACGCUCCCCGGCAGAACAGACUCUGCUCUUCUCCCUGCCUCACGCAGGCCGAAAACUGAACCGUCGAACGUUGGCAACCAAUAACAGCUUCUUUGAUGCUAGCAUGGACGGAGACAUCGAUACUCCCAUCACCUCGAAACCUCCCAAGCGCGCUUCUCGCCCCAGCACUAGUAAAUUCAAAGUUCGCCGUCCGUCAGCUGAGAUCUAUACACCCGUGUCGCCGUCGACCCACGACCCAUUCCUUACUGAUCACGACAAGGAACUAUCGAAUCUAAAGGGACGCACGAAAUUUUCUUAUUCAAAUUAUCGUAUUCGGCCGGUAGCCUUGUCGACGUCUUCGGUUGGUCUCACACCUAUGCAGAGGAGAAGGAGGAAAACUAAAGGGUCUGCUGAUGUUGAUGCAUCUACGGUAGUUCAAGAGAAGAUACACAAUAUGAGUGUUGUAAAACCUGAGGCUUCAUUAGUAGAUGACAACAGGAAGAGGAAAGCCAGAGGAGAUGAUCUAGGCAUCGAGCGGGAUGCCAAACGGCCGAGAAGUAGGUUGGUGCAAAGUAGUAGCGUAAGCGGAUGGUGCGCUGUUAUGUAGAGAAGGUAUCAGGAAUUUGGGAGCACCGUGUCUGGUUUUUCUUGAUCUAUCGAUGAAUCCUCUUUC